AAGAAUACAAAUUCUAAAUAACUCAUGUGGAUGUGGACAUUGAGGGUUCGAAACAGUUCCUCGUGAAAUGAAAUAAGUUUUAUUUUAUUUUUAUUGUAUGGCUUCAACCACGGUCAUUAUUGCCUUAUUUUUAUUGAGAAUUAGAUUGUAUUUUGAAGUUUAGAACAUUUCAGAAAAGAAAUUAGUUUAUCAAUUUCAUUCGUAUUGUCCUGUAAAAUGAAGUGUAGAUCGUUUGCCACAAGAAAGGCUAAAUGUUUCGUAAGCUCUGCAUUCUGUUAAAAUGUGUUUCACUGUCAGAGGAGUCCCACAGGUUUGGCAUGUUGGCGAAGAAUCACGGGCCAUCAGGUAUCCAUGAAUAAGGCGUGUAUGACCUAUACGCAGGGGCUUAAGAAUUACUUCCUCUCUGCGGUAAAAUAAGUUUUAAAUUCAAAAUUGAAUUUCAUAAGACUGCAUGAUCAUUGAAGCUGAUGUCUAAGAUCGAUCUUGAUGCCUCGAACAAUUUUCGAUUCGCCUUCAAGAAGCACCCUCCCCCGAGGGACUGUGGUAUAUCCGUUGAAGACUUUUUAUCGCCCCAACAAAGACCCAGACAGCAGCUGAUCCAGCACGUGCACCUUUAAACCACCCCCGCGUCUUAAGGAGUCCAGGAAGCCGUGAUAGGAGGACCAGGUGGAGUACAUCUGGAGGCCAUCUGCCAGGACCUGAGCAGGUAGAGGCAGCUGCGGGGCAGGUGAUGGCUAGCCACCUGGGCACGAGCGAGCAACAGAUUGCUCACUGAUUUCUCUUCAAGUCUCCUCGACAAACCAUUGCUUCCGAUGGCACAGGUCCCAAAUGUUUGUAGAGCAGCAGCUGCUUUGCAAGGUCGAGAAAAGUCUUUUUGGAGUUAAAGGUAGGAGUAGCCUACACAAAGACAGGAAUACAGUUGAAUGUCAGGACAAAUAAUGGGUAAGGCCUUUAGUGGGGAUUUAAACUGAAAGGUCCAUUAUUCCGAAACCAAAAACAUAGUUUUCUUUAUGUAGUGAACAUUCAAAAAUACAACAGCUGAAAGGAAAUGAAUCGACUUGCAAUCAUCGGGACCAGUCAACUUGCUCUAUGUGUGACGAAUCGAGUUCGUGAUUCCAUCCGAUCGAAUGCAUCCUUCGACCGUACUUUGUGAAUGGAAUGCCGAAUAAAGAAAGCAUUUAAAAAUAGUGAUGAAAUAAUAUGAAAGUUAUUUCUUUUUUUCGUAGUUCUCAUAGCUCCAAUGGUUUUCCCUGAACUUAUCAUUGAGGAACUGAUAAGUGAACUGUCAUGUGAUUAGUAACUAGCGUCACUGACUUUUUAGGUGUUCCUUGAAAUCUUAAAGUUAUGAAUGUGGGUAGUUUAGUCAGUUUUUGUUUUCGUUCAAUAUACGAUUCAUAUUACUGAUUCAGAGAAAGCUUUUGAUAGGUAUCCAGCCAUUUUGACAAUGGGCAGAAUCAGCUGUGGAACAGCUGUUCUUGUCACCUGGUGCCCGACACAGGAAGAGAAGAAACUACAUUCCGUCAUGGUUGAGGAUUCUCUUUUAUCCGGAUUUGCUAUUCAGCAGAGAGCAGAAGCAAAACGAGGGUCAAGCAAUCCGAUACCUGGGAUCGUUGUACGUGACUCACAUCAGCUACCUCCCCCUCUUUCUAUGAAGCCUAUGCUCAGGUAA
Molecule: messenger RNA, 1669 nt
Organism: Nezara viridula (southern green stink bug)
Lineage: Eukaryota; Metazoa; Arthropoda; Insecta; Hemiptera; Pentatomidae
Source: the annotation of a GenBank genome assembly